Lutra lutra (Eurasian river otter) is the source of this 2876-nucleotide messenger RNA. It is a transcript of the gene P2RY14, whose product is annotated as purinergic receptor P2Y14. Lineage: Eukaryota; Metazoa; Chordata; Mammalia; Carnivora; Mustelidae. Gene Ontology annotation, cellular component: membrane. Gene Ontology annotation, biological process: G protein-coupled receptor signaling pathway. Gene Ontology annotation, molecular function: G protein-coupled purinergic nucleotide receptor activity. The record is from RefSeq and is a predicted model, not a curated record. The coding region runs from base 515 to 1537 and encodes 340 amino acids. The transcript has 3 exons.
CCUCCUGCUGGCUGGAGCUCUCAUUUGCUCUGUUGCUCUCCCCUUUCUCGCUCUACCCAGUUUCACACCAGUCACUGUUUGGUCGGGCCUUGAUAAUCUGUAACCUUAAGCAUAAAUCAUAUCCGUCUUAUACAAGCACAUAGUAGAGCUGGGCUCCGAAGAGCACUGGACAUCUGGAGUAUCUGACAUCCAAGCCUUUGGCAAGAUGUCAACAUUUCAUAGAGUACUUUAAGUGUUUUGGUCUGAGAGCUAAUGCAGCAUUUCCCAUUGGUCAACACGCGCAGCCCAAGGAGAGAGCAAAGUCUAUUUCCCUCAGCAUCAGAUGUUACACUCAGCUGCUGAUCCAAUCUUGCCGACAGAGAGGAAGAGAAGCUGGAAAACCCGGAUCAUUAGUGAAGAAACACUAUGGCCACUUCAAGAUGACAAGUCCACACUGGACUAAAUUGUUUCAUUGAAACAAAACCUUCUAUCAAAAAAAGAAAAAAAUUAAGGCCUCACCUCCAGAAGUUACACAAUGAUCAAUUCCACCACCACACAGCCUCCAGAGGAGUCCUGCUCCCGGAAUAUCCUCAUCACUCAGCAGAUCAUUCCUGUGCUGUACUUUGUGGUCUUCAUCGUGGGGACCCUGCUCAAUGGUGUAUCUGGAUGGAUAUUCUUCUACGUGGCCAGCUCCAAGAGUUUCAUCAUCUAUCUCAAGAACAUUGUCGUUGCUGACUUUCUGAUGAGCCUGACCUUCCCCUUCAAGAUUCUUGCUGAUUCGGGACUCGGGCCGUGGCAGAUCAAUGUGUUUGUGUGCAGGGUGUCUGCUGUGCUCUUCUAUGUCAACAUGUACGUCAGCAUCGUGUUCUUUGGGCUCAUCAGCUUCGACAGAUACUAUAAAAUUGUAAAGCCUCUUUUGACUUCUUUCAUCCAUUCAGUAAAUUACAGCAAACUCCUGUCAGUGGUGGUCUGGAUGCUCAUGCUCCUUCUGGCUGUCCCCAACAUUAUCCUGACCAACCAGAAUGCCACUAGUGGGAAGGUGAUGCAUAUAAAAUGUGUGAAACUUAAAAAUGAACUGGGACUUAAGUGGCACAAAGCAUCAAACUACAUCUUUGUGGGCAUCUUCUGGAUUGUGUUUUUUCUGUUGAUCAUUUUCUAUACUGCCAUCACGAGGAAAAUCUUCAAGUCCCACCUUAAGUCCAGAAGGAAUUCCAUUUCAGUCAAGAAGAAAUCUAGCCGCAAUAUAUUCAGUAUCAUGUUCGUGUUUUUUGUCUGUUUUGUACCUUACCACAUUGCCAGAAUCCCCUACACACAGAGCCAGACAGAAGCUCAUUACAGCUGCCAGUCAAAAGAAAUUUUGCUCUAUGUAAAAGAAUUCACUCUGCUACUAUCGGCUGCAAAUGUAUGCCUAGAUCCUAUUAUUUAUUUCUUUCUAUGCCAGCCAUUUAGAGAAAUAUUAUGUAAGAAACUGCACAUCCCAUUAAAAGCUCAGCAUGACUCAGAAACUUCCAGAACCAAAAGAGGAAAUACAACGCAUGAAAGCACAGACACUUUGUGAAUUCCCACCUCCUUUCAAAUAAAAUCCAUGUACACAUAUUGCAAUCUUCAGUUACAUAAGACUAAAUAAGAAACAUGUCCAUGCUGUGGGGCGCCUGGGUGGCCCAGUGGGUUAAAGCCUCUGCCGUCGGCUCAGGUCAUGAUCACAGGAUCCUGGGAUCAAGCCCCACAUCAGGCUCCCUGCUCAGCUCAGGGAGCCUGCUUCCCUUCCUUCCCCUCUCUCUGCCCACUUGUGAUCUCUCUCUGUCUAAAUAAAUAAAAUCUAUUAAAAAAAAAAAAAACCCAAUGUCCAUGCUAAUAAGUAUCAUCUCUAGGCAUUACAAUCCAAUUUAGUAUAAUAAUAAAAAGAAAAUACACGUUUCCCUGCUUUUUUAUAACAUCAGAGAAAAAAGUGAUACAUGCGUUACUCCACUUUAUUCCAUCAAAACAGAAGAUUUAAAUCACUAGCCUGGGUCAGUUAAUGUAGAAAUUAGAAUAGCAUAAAGAAAAUAGGAAGCUAUCAAGACAAUUCACUGGGGCAUCUUCCUUCUCUAAAUACAAGGAUUAAGUUAUGUGAUUCUUUUCAACAGGGUCACUAAAGAUCAACUUAAAAGCAAGCACAGUUUGAUAAAGAACUAGGGACAUGUUUGUAGUGAAAAAGUCAAGUGUUUUCUGAUUUGAAGACAAGCAGACCAAGAAAAUCACUUAAGAAAUCCCCUACUGAUUUAUCUAUCUCAUGGCAUUUCAAAGGAAAGUUGAUAUAAAUUCUCUUCUUUGCAGGAAAAAAAAAAAAGUAAUUUUUCUGGUAGCAUUCUGAGAAUAAAAUAAGAUACAUUUUAAAUGUGUUUUAUCUGAAGACUUAUUAAGCUACUACAUGAGCCUGGAACUCUAAUGUUAAAAUACUUCUAGGUGGACUCUAUUGAAGGAAGCUGGAUAUUGGUAAGUGUUGCCAGGAACUUCCCCUGUUCAAUGGUAUAGGGAAAAAAUACGUUGACUGGGACAAAGGCACACACAUACAUACAUAGUGUGUACAUACAUAUACCUAGGGGUAGGAGAAGCAGUUUUCUUAGAAAGCAACUGGAAAAUCUAAAAAGAAAAUCUAAGAUUUAUAAUUAUGAGUGAAAAAAUACACAUAAAAUGAAAAUUUAUAUGUCACAUUGUUUUUGAAAAAGCAUUUGAAUUUAAAGUGUGCAGAUAUGGGAUAUGGUUACGAGCUUGUAAGUUAUCAAAACUAAAUUAUUUUUCUGCUAUUAAUUGGCUAAAAGAUAUCCAGACCAUCUUCCAAAUGUUCUUCACAAACAUUUUUUAAGUCAAGUGCAUAUACUUUUUUCCCCUUGCUGUAAUAAUAAAGUGAGUAUUUU